Molecule: messenger RNA, 1668 nt
Organism: Orycteropus afer afer
Lineage: Eukaryota; Metazoa; Chordata; Mammalia; Tubulidentata; Orycteropodidae
Gene: PGS1
Product: phosphatidylglycerophosphate synthase 1
Exons: 9
Coding region: 1-1668 (555 amino acids)
Biological process (GO): cardiolipin biosynthetic process
Cellular component (GO): mitochondrion
Molecular function (GO): CDP-diacylglycerol-glycerol-3-phosphate 3-phosphatidyltransferase activity
Source: RefSeq, a predicted model, not a curated record
AUGGCGGCGGCGGCGGCGGCGGCAGGGCCGGUGUUCUGGAGGCGGCUUCUGGGCCUCCUGCCGGGCCGACCCGGGCUGGCCGCGCUCCUGGGGCGCCUGUCCGACCGCCUGGGCAGGAACCGGGACCGCCGGCGCAGGAGGUCGCCAUGGCUGCUGCUGGCUCCCUUGCUGUCCCCCGUGGUUCCCCAGGUCACCUCUCCGCCCUGCUGCCUGUGUCUGGAGGGCGUGCACCGGUUCCAGUGGAUCCGAAACCUGGUCCCCGAGUUUGGCGUCUCCAGCUCUCACGUCAAGGUGCUUUCUUCCCCGGCAGAGUUUUUUGAGCUCAUGAAGGGGCAGAUAAAGGCAGCCAAGCGGCGAGUGGUGAUGGCGUCCCUGUACUUGGGGACAGGCCCUUUGGAACAGGAGCUGGUGGACUGCCUGGAAAGCACUCUGGAAAAGUCACUCCAAGCAAAUUUCCCUUCAGAGCUCAAGGUCUCCAUUCUCUUAGACUUCAUGCGGGGGUCAAGAGGCAGGAGGAACUCCCGGACCAUGCUGCUGCCGCUGCUGCAGAGGUUCCCCGCGCAGGUGCGCGUCUCGCUCUUCCACACCCCGAAGCUGCGUGGCCUGCUCCGGCUGCUCAUCCCGGAGCGCUUCAACGAGACCAUCGGGCUGCAGCACAUCAAGGUCUACCUCUUUGACAACAACGUGAUCCUGAGCGGUGCAAACCUGAGUGACUCCUACUUCACCAACCGCCAGGACCGCUACGUGUUCCUGCAGGACUGCCCGGAGAUUGCCGACUUCUUCACAGAGCUGGUGGAUGCUGUGGGGGACGUGUCCCUGCAGUUGCAGGGGGACAAUACGGUGCAGGUGGUGGAAGGCAUGGUGCACCCUUACAAAGGUGACCAGGCUGCGUAUUGCGAGGCCGCCAACAAGAGGGUCAUGGAUGUGAUCAACUCUGCGCGGACCCACCAGCAGAUGCUGCACGUCCAGACCUUCCACAAUGACUCCCUCCUGCCAGGGCAGGAUGCCGCCACCGCCGGUGACCGGAGGCCAGUCCCUGACACCUGGAUUUACCCACUGAUCCAGAUGAAGCCCUUUGAGAUCCAGCUUGAUGAGAUUGUCACCGAGACCCUGCUGACUGAGGCCGAGCGAGGUGCCAGGAUCUAUCUCACCACGGGCUACUUUAACCUGACGCAGGCCUACAUGGACCUGGUCCUGGGCACGCGGGCUGAGUACCGGAUCCUGCUGGCCUCGCCUGAGGUGAACGGCUUCUUUGGGGCCAAGGGCGUGGCUGGUGCCAUCCCGGCGGCCUACGUCCACAUCGAGAGGCAGUUCUACAGCAAGAUGUGCAGCCUGGGACAGCAGGAGCGUGUCCAGCUUCAGGAGUACUGGCGGAGGGGCUGGACGUUUCAUGCCAAAGGCCUCUGGCUGUACCUGGCGGGGACCAGCCUGCCCUGCCUCACGCUGAUUGGCUCUCCUAAUUUUGGGUACAGGUCAGUUCACCGGGACCUGGAGGCCCAGAUCGCCAUUGUGACGGAGAAUCAGGCCCUGCAGCAGCAGCUCCACCAGGAGCAAGAGCAGCUCUACCUGAGCUCAGGGCUGGUGUCCUCGGCCACCUUUGAGCAGCCGGGUCGGCAGGUGAAGCUGUGGGUGAAGAUGGUGACCCCGCUGAUUAAGAACUUCUUCUGA